UGUUGAUAGAUGUUUUUUUUACUUCUUUUCCUUUCAUCCGGUUUGACUAUUCUACACACAAUUUACGUGUGUUAGUUUUCAUAGAUUUAUUCUAAUUAAUCCUUUCCACAAUGGUCCAGAAAAAGCCAAAGAAGAAGACUGGCAAGAGAGUUGCUGCAGCACCUCUGGCAGUAAAGAAACAAGAAGUCAAGAAAGUUGUCAACCCCUUGUUUGAAAAGAGGCCAAGAAACUUUGGCAUUGGUCAGGACAUCCAGCCCAAACGUGACCUAAGCAGAUUUGUCAGAUGGCCAAAGUAUGUCCGCAUCCAGAGACAGAAGGCCGUCCUACAGAAGCGUCUGAAAGUCCCUCCUCCAAUCAACCAGUUCACCCAAACACUUGACAAACAGACUGCUACACAACUGUUUAAAAUCCUGGAGAAGUACAGGCCCGAGACUGCCGCAGCCAAGAAGCAGAGGUUGAAGGCUAAGGCUGAGCAGAAGGUUGCCAAGAAGGAGGAGGCUCCUACCAAGAAACCUAAUGUUGUGUCUCAGGGUGCCAACUCUGUCACCAGGCUGGUAGAACAGAAGAAGGCCCAGCUAGUUGUCAUCGCUCAUGACGUUGAGCCUAUUGAGUUGGUGCUGUUCCUGCCUGCCCUCUGCCGCAAGAUGGGAGUGCCGUACUGUAUUGUCAAGGGCAAAGCUCGUCUUGGUAGACUAGUCCAUCGCAAGACUUGCACUGCAGUGGCACUGACCAACGUUGACUCCGGAGACCGCACAUCACUUACGAAGGUACUCGAGGCUGUCAAGACCAACUACAAUGACCGUUACGAGGAGAUCAAGCGACACUGGGGAGGCGGUCUGCUGGGCAGCAAAUCUGCAGCGCGUAUCGCUAAACUGGAGAAGGCCAAGGCUCGUGAAUUGGCGCAAAAACAAGGAUAAACACUGUCUCGUUUAUGUUCUCAAUAGGAUAAUAAAUGGGAUUUGUUUUUUA
This is a messenger RNA of Macrosteles quadrilineatus (aster leafhopper), 969 nucleotides long. Its product is annotated as 60S ribosomal protein L7a-like. The record is from RefSeq and is a predicted model, not a curated record. Gene Ontology annotation, biological process: ribosome biogenesis. Bases 111 to 917 code for a protein of 268 amino acids. Gene Ontology annotation, cellular component: ribonucleoprotein complex. The transcript is spliced from 6 exons. NCBI's taxonomy places the organism in Eukaryota, Metazoa, Arthropoda, Insecta, Hemiptera, Cicadellidae.